Diversispora eburnea is the source of this 2353-nucleotide messenger RNA. The record is from the annotation of a GenBank genome assembly. Lineage: Eukaryota; Fungi; Glomeromycota; Glomeromycetes; Diversisporales; Diversisporaceae.
AUGUCUCAUACAAAAAAUGAACCAGCUAUUUUGAUUAUAGGUGAGACAGGUUCCGGCAAGAGUACAUUCAGAAAUUGGUUAUUAGGAUUUUAUGGAUACAACAAAGAUUCUAUUACUACUAAAACCUCUAAAUCAUACUUCAUUAAAAUUAAAGAUCGUACUUAUAAUCUUAUUGAUACUCCAGGCCUGUUUAAUUCCAGUGAAAAUGUCGAAAGUGAUAAAUCUUUAAAUAAGAUUGCUGAUGCAAUUAAUCAUUGUUCUUACGGGAUUCAGACAAUUGUGCUUGUUAUUAAAAAGGAUCAUUUUGAUCCAAACUCAAUCACAAAAAUUAAAAGCUACCUUGGCGAACAACAAGCUCUUGACCAUAUGAUAGUUGCUUUAACUUAUUGUGAUUUAAAACAAACAGAGGAUAAAGAAAAGUUACUAAAAGGUUUAAAUCCAAAGUUAAAAUCUUUUCUUAAUUCUAUUGGAAAUCGGUAUGUUAUAUCUCCCGAUCCAGAUUUAUUCCAAAAAAGAGAUCAAUUUAAUAGAAUUGUAAGUAAUAAUAUGGAAAAAGCCAAGAGAUUUAUUGAUAGUUUUCCUGCAGCUUAUACAACUGAUGUAUUUAAUAAAGUUCGGCAAGCUCGUGAGGAAUGUGAGAAAUCUUCUAUUCUUCAACAAAAGCAUGAAAUCAGCCAAAUGGAAAUUAAGAAUUUGAUAGUGAAAAUUAAAGAAAUUGGACAAGAAAAGGAUUUAGAAGAGGAAGCAGACCUUGAUGAACUAUCUCAUGCAAAAAAUAAAUAUACUAGUGUAAAUGAUUUAAAAAUUCGGUAUCCGGCUAUCUUGCUAUUAGGAGAAAUAGGUUCUGGUAAGAGUAUAUUCGGAAAUUGGUUAUUAGGUGAUGACGAUGAUCCAUUUGAAGCUGGAGACAAUAACAAUACAAAAACCUGUAAAUCACGCUUAAUUAAAAUUCAAGAUCGUACUUAUAGUCUUAUUGAUACUCCAGGCUUGUUUGACCCUAGUGAAGAUGUCAAAAGUGAAGAAUCUUUAAAUAAGAUUGCUGAUGCAAUUAAUCAUUGUUCUUAUGGGAUUCAGACAAUUGUGUUUGUUAUGGAAAAAGAUCGCGCCUUUCAUUCAGAACAAACAAUGAUAAAAAUUAAAAACUUCCUCGGUGAACAAGCUCUUAACCAUAUGAUAGUUUCGCUAGCUUAUUGUAAUAGAAUUCAAACAGAGAAUCGAGAAAUGUUACUAAAAUGUUUAAAUCCAAAGUUAGAAUCUUUUCUUGAUUCUAUUGGAGAUCGAUAUAUCAUAUCUCCCAAUCCAGAUUUAUUCACAAAAGACGAUAAUAUUGUAAAUAGCAAUAUGAAAAUAGCAAAAGAAUUUAUUUAUAGUUUUCCUACAGCUUACACAAUUGAAACAUUUAAUAAAGUUCAAGCUCUUGAGAAAUUUUCUGUACAGGAAAAGGAUUCAAAAAAUGAAUCAGCCGGAGGAAAUAAUUUAAAAAUUCAGUAUCCGGCCAUAUUAAUAUUAGGAGAAGCAGGUUCUGGUAAGAGUACAUUCGGAAAUUGGUUAUUAGGAUUACAUGGUGACGAUAGACCAUUUGAAGUUGGAGAACAUAACAAUUAUAUUACCAAAAACUCGCAAACACAAAUAAUUAAAAUUAAAGAUCGUACUUACAAUCUUAUUGAUACUCCAGGCUUGUUUGAUGAUAAGGCAGAUAUCGAAAAUGACAAAUCUUUAAAUGAUAUUGCUGAUGCAAUUAAUCAUUGUUCUUAUGGGAUUCAGACAAUUGUGUUUGUUAUUAAAAACGAUCCAACCUUUCAUAAACGAAAAACAAUGACAAAAAUUAAAAGCUUCCUCGGUGAACAAGCUCUUGACAAUAUGAUAGUUACGUUAACUAAAUGUAAUAAAAGACAAACAGAGAAUCAAAAAAUGUUUAUAUGUUGUUUAAAUCAAAGGAUGAAAUCAUUUUUUAGUUCUAUUGAAUAUCGAUAUAUCAUAUCUCCUAAUCCAGAUUUGUUCACAAAAGACGAUAAUAUUGUAAAAAGCAAUAUGGAAAAAGCAAAAGAAUUUAUUCAUAGUUUUCCUGCAGCUUAUACAACUGAAACAUUUAAUAAAGUUCGGCGAGCUCGUGAGCAAGAUGAAAUUGGACGAAAAAUAGCUAGAAAAGAGAUAGAAGGGAAAUGCUUCAAGUUGGACACAAAGGUUAUUCUUGAAGGAGGUAACUUGGUACCAAUGUCUGGGAUAACAGUAAAUGAUAAAGUUUGCGUAGAUGUUAUCAAUGGGAAAUUAAAGUUCUCAGAAGUUUAUUUGAUUGCACAUUGUGAUUACGAAGAUGAGACUGAAUUUUUAAAAGUGGAAUAUAUUUCACCUA